Molecule: messenger RNA, 3396 nt
Organism: Epinephelus fuscoguttatus (brown-marbled grouper)
Lineage: Eukaryota; Metazoa; Chordata; Actinopteri; Perciformes; Serranidae
Gene: pgap3
Product: post-GPI attachment to proteins phospholipase 3
Exons: 8
Coding region: 186-1181 (331 amino acids)
Biological process (GO): GPI anchor biosynthetic process
Cellular component (GO): endoplasmic reticulum membrane
Molecular function (GO): hydrolase activity, acting on ester bonds
Source: RefSeq, a predicted model, not a curated record
CCUGAUCAGAGGGCAGGGGAGCAGUGGACAUACUGUACUGUCACUGUAAAACACUUCAGGCCCGGUUUGUCACCACUAACUCGGAAUGGCUGUCUGGUAAUGUGGACCGUCGGCUGUGGAAGCCAUCGCUGCCGCUGUCGUCCCGCCGUGCCUUCGUGAGUCCUGACGGGCCGAGACCCGCCACCAUGGCCUCAGCGUUACCCCGCUGCACAUCUGUCAGGCUCCCCGCUGUGGCCACUGCCGUCCUGCUCCUGGUGUCGGUGACCACCGUGCAGUCAUCUCAAGGCGACAAGGAGCCGGUUUACCGAGACUGUGUGAAGCAAUGUGUCCGGACCAACUGCACCGGAGCUCGGCUACGGGGCUUUCAGUCCUCCCAGCCGAACUACAUGGCGCUGACAGGUUGGACAUGUCGUGAUGACUGUCGCUAUCAAUGCAUGUGGACCACUGUGGGCCUCUACCAGGCCGAGGGGUACAGAGUCCCACAGUUCCACGGCAAGUGGCCGUUCGCGCGCUUCCUGUGUUUUGAGGAGCCAGCCUCUGCCCUGGCCUCUCUGCUCAAUGGCCUGGCUUGCCUUCUCAUGCUGCUGCGCUAUCGGAGCACGGUGCCACGCCAGAGCCCCAUGUACCACACCAUCAACGCCUUCUCUCUGGUAUCUCUUAAUGCCUGGUUCUGGUCUACAGUGUUUCACACCCGGGACACCUAUCUUACUGAGAAAAUGGACUAUUUCUGUGCAACGGCGGUCAUUCUUUACUCAAUUUACCUAUGCUGUGUCAGGACGUUGGGUCUGAGGCGACCUGGCGUGUCCAGCAUGGUGGGAGUCCUGCUCAUCCUGGCCUUUACCUCGCAUGUGUCCUACCUGACCUUUGUCAGUUUCGACUACGGCUACAACAUGGCUGCUAACGCCACCAUCGGCAUGGUGAACCUCCUGUGGUGGCUGUGUUGGUGCUGGCAGAACCGGCGGACCCUGCCAUACUGGUGGAAGUGCGGCCUGGUGGUGCUGCUGCUUCACGGUCUGGCCCUGCUGGAGCUGCUGGACUUCCCCCCGAUGCUCUGGGUCCUGGAUGCUCAUGCUGUGUGGCACCUCAGCACUGUACCAGUGCACUUCCUUUUCUACAGUUUCCUGAUAGACGACAGCCUCUACCUACUAAACACAGAGAAGAUGGGCGUCAAAGUCGAAUAGGAGGAGCUCAUUGCCUCUGCACCACGCCUGCACCCUCGCACCUCUCCAAUCAGGGCAGCUGGACACCCGAACACAGACGUAACUCAGCCUCCCAGAUGACAUGCAUGACAUCACAAUGACUUCCAUCAAAGUAGACUUCGUUUACAUUUCUCUUGUUCUUAUUGUUGUUGUUUUUUUUUAAAAGUAUUUCUUUGGGGAGUAACUUCUCUCUUCUUUCGAUCACCACUGAUGCUUGCUCUACUUAACUUUGCCUUGUUCUUACAUGUGCUCGACGGUUCUUUUGCCAUUUAUCAUAACUGCAACACACGAAGGAACAAGUUUUGUGGUCUACAGCAGGAGACCUAGUGUUUUGUACUUCCAACUGUGACAACUGGGAUCCAUAUCGUGCUUCUUUUAACUCUGCUUCUGAAAUUGAUCCCCUGACCCCAUGACUCUGACACGCUUAGCUCUGCACAGAUAGCAGUUUGCUGUAGCUGACAAUAGAUGGCACCAAAUCCCAAUGCCAGGCCAUCACGGUAGCGUCUACUAUGUGUGGUCCAGCGUGCGUCUGUGCCAGUAGUGGACUGGCGGACACAGAGAGGUGCCCCUUGUGAAGUGGGAGGGAGUCUGCCAGUGGAUUGUUCUAGAUAGAGAGGGGGAAGGGGGUUUAUGUUUGGAGGCCAUUCUAGCUGACUGUGUUUUUUUUUUCUUUUCUCACCAUCACACCUUUAUUUUUGUGCCUGUGUUGUUUCCACUGCUGCUUUUGUUUCAUUCUCAUUUUUAUCAGCUGCCUUUUUUUAAUUCUGUCGUCUUCAACCAAUUUGUGUGCUUUAUUUUUUUUAUUUAUUUUUUUUUUACUUUGAUUACUUGAUUUUGAAUUUGGGUGGGAUAUGCCUGAUGAUCAUGAAAUAUUAUUUUCAAUCACCUGGAUUGCCUUUAUGUGUGAGGAGAAGGAGAAAAUGAUUGAGGUAGGAGAAUAAGCUGCGACAGGAAGCUGGGGGCUUUUUUUUUUUUCUUUUUUUUUUUCCCCACAUCAAGAGUUUCAAAUAAAUUCUGGGGUUAGGCUGUGUGUCUGGAUGAGUUUCAGCUGUUUGUUUGAUACCUAUUAGUUGGAUUUGGUUGCAUUUCUUGCUGUAAUUCCCAGACUUGCACACACACACAACCAGCUGCUGUACAGACAACUGCCCCAUCAUGUGAAAUACUCCACGUCCUUCCAUGUCUGCCUUACAUACUGUAUCAUAACCUGCUUAUUAAUGAGCAUGCUUCUUUUUUUUUACUGUUAUUUUGAAACCAAAUCGUCCUUUUCCUGGCACCAAAACUCUUGAAUUCAUACCAUGUAUGGCUUCAUCCCUCAGAGCUUCCUUCUCAUAUGUGCACUUUACGAGUGUGUGUACAUUUACGUGCAUUUUUUGCCCAUGCUUUUGUGUUUCUGUGUGAGAGCAAUGAGCAGUACAAUAUGUGCGUACACGUUGCCUUGACUCGACAUUGUGUUGUUUUUGCCACCGUUAACUGAAUCACUGUGCGCGUGUGUGUGUGUUAGAGAGAGAGAGCUAGACUGUGCUCGGUCCUUUUGUACAACUACUAAUGUGAGAGAGAGAGAGUGUGUGUGUGUGUGUGUGUGUGUGUGUGUGUGUAUACAAAUAUAUAUAUGUUGGAGGUUUGAGGCAUGAAUGUGUGUGAGACGAUGGGUAAAUAUAGCUUUGCUAACAGCCUGUGAUGGGGGUGGGGGGAAGACACGGAGAGGCUGUCAUAGGUUUGGGUGGCAAAAAGAUUCCUGACAUUAUAGCAGAGAUAAUGAACAUUAUAUUGUGUGUGUCCUCAGUUGUAGUUAUGUUUGUUGAUCACUGGGAUUCCAACUAUGACAAUUACACACCUCUAAAAAUCAAACACAAGAACAAAAUCUGAUUUCAAAUCAUCACCCAUUCGAAACUGAAACUCCACAGACAUGAAACUUGUAAAUAAUCUCAUGGGUAUCUGUUUUAAUAAGUUGAAGAUUUCCUUGAGGAAUUACCAUAAAACAAACUCCUGUUUUUGCUCUGUAAAUCAUCUCAUUGUCCAUUUCCGUCUUCCUCACCGACAACCACAUCCCUCCACCUCCUCCCUCACUCAUCUGCUGCCCCCUGCCUGCUGCCCUGUGCACCAUCACCUCUCCCACUGAGAGCACUUUUCCUCCACCUCGCAUCUAAUAUCUGACCAAAAAAUCUGGACAAAUAAAAGUGUUCUUUGUUGAUAAGGA